Molecule: messenger RNA, 600 nt
Organism: Geosmithia morbida
Lineage: Eukaryota; Fungi; Ascomycota; Sordariomycetes; Hypocreales; Bionectriaceae
Exons: 3
Coding region: 1-600 (199 amino acids)
Source: RefSeq, a predicted model, not a curated record
AUGACCCCAGCACGCAGUCUUCCGGUCAAACUGGACGCGGCAGACUUAUCAAACUUUAGGAUCACUGGGGACAACUUUCCCCAAUGUAAAACUUCAUGGACUGCUGCUUUCAAGGUCUCCGGCCUCUGGACCCUCGUCAAGGGUGACCGCACAGACGGAGACAGCUUCGAAGAGGACGAUGCCAAAGCCCUCAUGUAUCUCAUCUCUGCUGUAGAUGGAGACCUGCUUCCCCUGGUUACAUCCGAGGAUACUGCAGCAGAGCUCUGGACAAAGCUCUCUAAGCGCUGCUCCCAUUCUAACCCGGAACUGGCUCGUGCCCUCAAUCCGAUGACAAGAUCAGACACCAUCAAAAGUUCUUUCUUCCUGACCACACUACCUGAUUCGAUGGACACCAUCAUCGACAACCUGUCAACAAGCGGGAGAAACACCUUCCAGGACAUCGAGUCCAAGAUGCUUGACAUUGCCUCCCGCACUCAGGACGACCAGUCCCAAGCAGGAUAUUACACGAACACCGCUCGGAAGGCAAGCGGCAACAACCCCAAACUUGGACCCCAGUCAAACCCAUCCAGAUCAUCCAUUGUUUCUAGCCUCUCCUUUUGA